UCGCGGGGCGUCCCGCCGCGUUCCCGGGGCGCCGGACUUGAGGGCGGGGAACCCCGGAGCCCAACAGGGCCCCGAAGGCGGCCAGCCUGGAAUGGCCCUCGGGUCCCUGGUCUCAGCACACCCCCCCCCCGCGUGGUGGCCCCCAGUGCCAGCGCCGCCGUCAGCCGGCGUCCCCCCGAUCCCGUCCGCGUGGCGGAGGCUGCCCCGUCCCGCGGCGUCCCCCGCGCGGACUGCGAGCGCGCGGGGGAGGGGGAGGGGCGGGGGGCCCCGGCGGGCGGCCAGGGGGUGGGGCCCACGGCAGGGCCGCCUCCCCUCUUUCCCGGGGCCUGGGCGGAGAGGGAGGAAAGCUUCCUGGCCUGGGCUCCGGGCCGCUCCGUCCGCCAGCCCUGCGGGCCCGCCCACCGGCGCCUCCCCCGGCUCCCCAGUGUCCGCCAUGGCCAAAGCCUACGACCACCUCUUCAAGUUGCUGCUCAUCGGGGACUCGGGGGUGGGCAAGACUUGUCUCAUCAUUCGCUUCGCAGAGGACAGCUUCAACAACACCUACAUCUCCACCAUCGGAAUCGACUUCAAGAUCCGCACUGUGGAUGUAGAGGGGAAGAAGAUCAAACUGCAGGUCUGGGCUGUCCCGUGGGAAGGGCAUUCAGGCAGGUUCCCAGCAAGCGGUGGAGUUGAGAUGGUCCGUGUGUGCUGCUCUCCCUGCAUCUCGGAGAGCCUGGAGAGCCGAGCUGCGAGGGCCGACCUGCCACGGGAGACCUGUGGGGAGCCGGCUGUGGAAGCGGGGGCGGCCUGGAGAAGCUUUAGGACGCAGUGGAGAAGAGUAGGUUGGGGCUUGCUGCUGAAUGACCUUCAUCCGUUGCCGAGCCCCUUCGGAUCUCUGCCCUCGUUUGUAAAGCAGGGACCGGACGACAUGCGUCACCAGGGUAGGGUGAAGGAGGCGCCUGGCACGGGGGACACGGCUGGCCAGGAGCGGUUCAAGACGAUAACGACUGCCUAUUACCGUGGGGCCAUGGGCAUUAUCCUAGUGUAUGACAUCACGGAUGAAAAAUCCUUCGAGAAUAUUCAGAACUGGAUGAAAAGCAUCAAAGAGAACGCCUCAGCUGGGGUGGAGCGCCUGCUGCUGGGCAACAAGUGCGACAUGGAGGCCAAGAGGAAGGUGCAGAAGGAGCGCGCUGUUAAGCUGGCUCGCGAGCAUGGGAUCCGAUUCUUCGAGACCAGUGCCAAGUCCAGCACAAAUGUGGAUGAGGCUUUCAGUUCCCUGGCCCGGGACAUCUUGCUCAAGUCAGGAGGCCGGAGACCGGGAAACAGCCACAAGCCCCCCGGCACUGACCUGAGAGCUUGUGACAAGAAGAACACCAGCAAGUGCUCCCUCGGCUGAGGACCCUAGGCCCGGAGGCUGGACCUGAGGGAGGCUGUGGGUGGGCAGGGGAGGAGCAGCACGUGGGACUCGGAGGGGCUGCAGGUAGGUAGAUGGUGGAAGAGUAGGAGCCAACGGAGAAGAACACGGGAAGACGAGGGAUGGAAAGGAGGUAGAACAGAGCGAGACGGAGAAGCCAGGAGGAGAGGCGGCAGGAAGAACCGGCCCUGGGUGUCAGACCUUCCCCGGGCUUCUAGGGCAGACAUAAAUGUAAAUAAACAGUUGAUUUGUUGUUACUGGA
Molecule: messenger RNA, 1655 nt
Organism: Mustela erminea (ermine)
Lineage: Eukaryota; Metazoa; Chordata; Mammalia; Carnivora; Mustelidae
Gene: RAB13
Product: RAB13, member RAS oncogene family
Exons: 9
Coding region: 92-1375 (427 amino acids)
Biological process (GO): regulation of exocytosis; protein localization to plasma membrane; Golgi vesicle fusion to target membrane
Cellular component (GO): synaptic vesicle; endosome; trans-Golgi network transport vesicle
Molecular function (GO): GTPase activity; GTP binding
Source: RefSeq, a predicted model, not a curated record